AUGCCCGCCGCUCUGCUCUCUCACAAGGACUCUGCGCCUUCCAGCCUUGUGUCUCUCCUACCCCUCGAGCUGUGCCACAUGAUCUGUCGUGAGAUAGGACAGCUGAAGGACUACAAAACUCGGCUUCUCUUGAACUUGGCACUUACCUGCAAGCACUGGCUGGGACCCGCGCUCGAUGCCCUAUGGAAGACCCUGGACUCUCUUGAUCGUCUGCUUGCUCUGGCUCCCCCGAUGGCCUUGCGGGAUGCACAAUCAGAGCCUCAAGAUGCUGAUGCCGACCAUCCUGAUCUGGACUGGACACGUUUUGAAGUAUAUGCCACCCGCGUACGCGGGCUGGAUGUUAGGUCCGUGGAUCCUGCGGGCUACAACUCUGAUGAAACGGAGGGAGCGAGCGAUGAGGACAACAGUGAGACAGAGAGCGGUAGCGAGGAAGAAAGCAGUGAGAUAGAGGGCGCGAGCAAUGAAGAAAACAGUGAGCACGAGGGCUCGAGCGAUGGAGACAAUACUGAGAGAGAGGGGGGACGGAGGGCGCGAGCGACGAAGCGGACAGUAAGAGGGAGGAUACGAGCGAUGGAGAAAGCAAUGGGGCGGAGGGUGCGAGCUUCGAAGGGAGCGUUGAGACGGAGGGCGGGAGAUGGAGACAAAAACGAGAGGGAGAGCACGAGCAAUGAAGAAAACGGCGAGUCGAAGAGCGCGAGUGACGACCCAAACGACGAUCCUUACAGUGCUAUCAUUCGCCUGAAGUCUAAGAGGCAAGGACCCCUCUUGCCUGGUUUGAAAGUACUCGUAUGGAACGUAGACUAUCACACGUUGCGCAUGGAUCGGCGGCUAGGAUGCGUGCUUUCUGCAUUUAUCACUCCAACCCUCCAGGAGAUAGACAUCAGCUUGAAUAAUUCGGUGGUGAAGAAUUUCGCGAAUGGACUGCUUACCCUGAAGGACGCCAUACUCGGAGAAUGGUUUGUUACUCUCCCCGACGCGGUGCCGUGCCUCAAGACCUUGCGCCUCAGAGGAUACUUUCCCGGGUUCCCGCUCGACUUCAUAGGCCGCUUCGAAAGGCUCGAGAAGCUCGAUCUCGGCGACAUGCACAUGCAUCCACUCGGUUGGGUGAAGGCACCCCUCCUGAAAACGUUCGUAGCACUCACCACUGUCCGAGAAUUCGCAGUAGUCGUAUAUAUCGAGGACGCUGAAGAGAUCGCGGGUGACUUCUCGAUCUUUCCCAUGUUGGAGACCUUCCACGCCGAGAACACCCCGCCCCUGGAGGGCGCUGCGAUUCUGAAAGGAGUGUCUUCUACACGGCUGAAGAGCGUCUGCUUUGCUGAAACGUGUCCGGAAGUAGAGGUACAACAGAUACACAGCCUAUGCAAGGUACUGACGAAGUUCAGCGCAACACUCACAGCACUGAAGUUCGAUUUGGAGGAAGUAAAGGACACGGACUCACCUCAGGGUGCCAGGGUACUCGCAGCAAUCAAUCCGCUGCUCGAGCUUCGAUGUCUGGAGAAGUUCCACAUGUCUCCCCACUUCAGGGAGCCUAAUGAAAGGCCACCCUACUUGAUGGUGGACGGAGACAUCGAGCGAAUGGCGUUCGCAUGGCCCAGGAUGCAAGAUUUGCGGUUGAACUUGCGACUCGCAGGUGAUGGAACGACGUUCAGAAGCCUAAUUACCCUGGCCCUCCAAAGUCCUUGCCUGCGGUAUCUCGACCUAUAUUCGAUCCACGUCCCACUGAAUCGUACUGACCUUUGGAAGAUCCCUGAGGCGAAUCAUCAGUUAAUAAAGCUUACGCUUGGACGUCCGACUUACUCUGACCCAGAAGUAUUCGCAAGAGCUAUAGAUCGCCUCUUUCCCGACUUGAAGACAGACAUAAUGGAAGAGAAUCUCUCCAUCAAAGUGCUAGACUUGCUAGCUGCAGUAGCAAAGGAGAGACGUGACUCACAAGAGAUUACAGGUUUGAUGAAUCAGUGGAUAAACACUGAUCUGCUGGAGGAUGAUGUGGUAUAUUCCAUCGCUCCUAAGGGACCCCAUGUCGUCGUUAGCGCACGCGCUGGCACCUAA
Messenger RNA from Gloeophyllum trabeum ATCC 11539, 2049 nucleotides. RefSeq lists its product as uncharacterized. The record is from RefSeq and is a predicted model, not a curated record. Bases 1 to 2049 code for a protein of 682 amino acids. The transcript has 4 exons. NCBI's taxonomy places the organism in Eukaryota, Fungi, Basidiomycota, Agaricomycetes, Gloeophyllales, Gloeophyllaceae.